Heterotrigona itama is the source of this 975-nucleotide messenger RNA. NCBI's taxonomy places the organism in Eukaryota, Metazoa, Arthropoda, Insecta, Hymenoptera, Apidae. The record is from the annotation of a GenBank genome assembly.
AUGAAACUUUUAGCGGUAUUUGGCGCGCUCGUAAUACAGUGCGCCGCGGCAAAAUCAUGGGACAGUGAUAGUAAGUGAAAGCGUGUUUACCUCGACGAUUCAAGUCACUUCCUUCCUUGCUCGUCAGGUUAUUCGGAGGAGAUGUUCUCCAUGUUUGGCUGGAUCGGUUAUCUAAAACGUUUUUCUCUGACCGUGUUGAUGUUGUCCGUUGUGGUUCUCUACUAUAUCCCAGAAUCGCGACCAUCUUAUUUAAUACUAAGAUUUUACUUUACACUAUGCUCAUACAUUACUCAUAAGAUGUUAUUAUUAUUUAGUGGAUUUGUAAAUUAUUAUCGAAAUAUUGACGCGCGCCGAAUUUGUUACAUGUUAAUCGAUCUCACAGCAAACGGCUUGAAAUCCGCCCUGAGCGCCCGAGAAAGCGAAUACAUGUGCGAGAAAAUUAAAUCCAAGUACCAUCGUGCCCGGCACGAGCAAUCGUUAGCAGCGCAGAAGUGUGUCCUGCAAGAAAUUCGGGACGACUAUGAAAAUUUCGCGCAACCUCGACGAAGCUUCACCAAAAAGCCGAAAAUCUUUAUCGACGCGAACAACGUAGGAGGGAGAGAUACGAAGAAAGAUCAUCGACCGUCGCGUCAUCGUCUUCGAAGCAGCAUGAUUAAAAACGAUCCUUGCGUGGAAAUCGCCAAACCGGCCUAUUUCUACUCCGAUAAGACGAACGAUGUUCAAAAAUACUUGAAAACCAACGUGUCUGGCACGAAACACGCUAAUGUUGAGAAUUACGCACUUCUAAUCAGCGGCAGCCCGCAGCAAAUGGCAAUGUUAGAUCAAAAAUACGAGAAGGACGAUAUGGUGAUUGUCCAAGAUCCUUAUAUGAGGGUAGAGUACAAGGAAUGUGGUACAUCCAUUGAUAAACUGUCGUCGAAAGCAGAAGCCUCGAGUUCGGAACAAGAAGGACCUACCAGAGAUCAUAACGAAGAA